This is a messenger RNA of Uranotaenia lowii, 1179 nucleotides long. RefSeq lists its product as uncharacterized. NCBI's taxonomy places the organism in Eukaryota, Metazoa, Arthropoda, Insecta, Diptera, Culicidae. Bases 445 to 795 code for a protein of 116 amino acids. The transcript has 4 exons. The record is from RefSeq and is a predicted model, not a curated record.
CACUUAGCAAAAAUCAGCCAUUACUUUCCGUUAGCAAAAAACUGUUUUUAUUAUUGAGUUAGCAAUUUCUCAUUCCGUCAUGAAAAUUGCUCAACUUGAGUAAAAAAAACCCAUUUGCUACUGUUUUAGCAUUUACAGUAGCACGGACUCAAACCGCGAUCAAUUUGUUAGUUGUUUUGUUUUUCUUUUCGGUUCGAAAAUAAAAGAUGGAUGGUUUUGUACGCGUUUUCCCAAAUUAUGUUGGUGAGCGAAAUUUAGAUACAUUUAAUUGUUUAUAAUCGUAACACAACAUAUAUUUUGUUAUUUUUCAGGUUCUAAUGUUUCCCCAAUAAUAAGUUUUACGGAUCUAGUCGCAUCUGAAUAGCCAACGAAAAAAAAUACGACAACUUCCGAGGGUUUUAGUGUGCGUAACCGGAACUCUCGUCCCGUCCCUCUGCCAUCCGGAUGAUUGAUGAAUAUGGACGGUGGCUCGAUGAGCAACUAACAGGAGUUGUCCCACACCCCAGAUUUAUCAGGUUAUCGUUGGAGCUAGGUUCGCACAAGGCAAAGGAAGUUGGUGGUUGCGAUGCAGCAGGAAGAUCCCGCGCCGCUCGGCCCGGAUCUCAUUGUUCGGGAAGGAAAGUUUGGAUUUUGGCACUCGAUUUGAUGACUGGCGCACGAGCACCGUUAUCGAAACGAAGAGGACUGCAGCGGCCUCCACCACUUGUAAGGUGUUUGGACAGCUUGGGUUAUUCAUUGAUCGCUGUAUUGGCGGAUUUGCUGAUUGAAUAUCAGAAAACUAAUCGGGCACAAUGAGGUCGUUCCGGGAAUGGGAAUACAAGUGUAAACUCCUUGGUUUACUCAAGUGCUGUUUGAGGUAGACUCACUUAUGCUUUACCACAAUUAUAAUGCUUGCGCUUCGGGUGUACAACUGUCACACCGUUCUUCAGUUGUACUCCAAAGAAAUAGUGAAAAUUAUACUGGCAAUGGAAGCACAUAUCCCACGGAGCAGCAAUAUAAUCGAAAAUAAAUUACAGAUAAUAGUUCAAAUAAAGUAGUUUUUAUUUUCAAUUAUUGGAAAGAAAUCAACGGGUAUUUUAAAUUUAAUUUUAACUCAAAUUCUAGCAAACGUUAAAAAAAUGUUGCUAAAAUUUCAGCAAACAACGUUUUUUUUUGCUAUAAAAUUAGUAAAAAUUUAGU